Messenger RNA from Porites lobata, 3124 nucleotides. NCBI's taxonomy places the organism in Eukaryota, Metazoa, Cnidaria, Anthozoa, Scleractinia, Poritidae. The record is from the annotation of a GenBank genome assembly.
AUGAAGAAAGAAACUCAUUCCACCGGUUACCAUUUGCUUAGAAGUGAUCCAGUCUUGGCUGAUGAGUUAGAAGAACCACCGGAAUCAACCCAAGAAGAAGAAUCAGCCGAAGACAAAGCAGCUGCCACCGACAAGUCUCCCCUCUGGAAAGCAGUAGUCAACUUGAUGAGUAGCAUUGAGGGAACAGGCCUGCUCGCACUACCAUAUGUCAUUGCUCAGAGUGGACUAGUGGCCAUAGCAGCAAUGGCAGUUGUGCCAUUUAUCGCUUUCUACACUGGAGCAAUCUUGAUUGACUGCCUUUACGAAAACAACGAUGCUGGAGAAAGAGUGCGUGUCAGAUCCAACUAUAAACAACUGGGUGAAGCUUUCUCGCCUCGUUUUGGCGGUACCAUAGUUUCCACUAUCCAGUUAGUGGAACUUUUUCUCCUGGCAUCUUUGUACCUUGUAUUAUUUGCCUCGCUUUCGAGAGGUAUCUUUCCAGAUUUGCCGCUGUCCGACAAAGUAUGGAUGUUAUCGCAGCUGCGGUGAGUCUUCCAACUUUAUUUGUGAAGAAUCUCUCGCAGGUUGCAUGGAUGAGUUUAUUGAGUGUGAUAGCUUUAAUGGUAGCAGUAGUUGCUGUUUUAGCUUACGGAAUAGCUCAUGAAUACUCAUGGGCCCCAAGGGAAAUCUUGGUGUGGAAUAUAGAUAAAGUGCCUGUUUCGUUUGCAAUUGUUAUCUUCAGUUAUAUAUGCCACCCUGUUUUGCCAGGUGUUGAGGCAAGCAUGGAAAACAAAUCCAAAUAUCGCACAAUGCUUGCCCUUUCAUACUUUUUCGUUGCUAUCGUAAAAGUGGUUUUUUCAGUGUGUGCAUUUUUAUCUUUCAGUUCUAAUAUCCAAGAUGUUAUCGUAAACAGCCUUCCUGUGGGAGUUAUCCGUAGCCUUGUAAACGCAUUUUUACUUUUAAACGGAAUUUUUUCAUAUCCUUUCUGUGUAAUAACGAUAAUCCAAACAAUCGAAGAAUCAGUCUCCCCCGAUUCGUUCUCUUGCAAGAUACCGGAUCUUGUUUGGUUUAUUGGCAUCCGAGUCUCAACCAAUUUCCUUACCCUACUUCCAGCAAUUAUAAUCCCACAUUUUGCGCUCUUUAUGGCGUUUAUUUCAAGUUUAACGGGAUCUGCAAUUGCGUUUAUUUUACCAGUAAUUUUCCACCUCGUCAUAAAACAACAUGAGCUAAAACUAUACCAUUAUAUUUUUGAUAUAUCAGUUUUAAUUUUCGGUUUCCUUGCUGCUGCACUUGGCUUGGUUUACAGUGGGAAAUCUCUUUUUGAGGAUUUGUUCCAUCAUCAUUCAAACAAGUAGUUAUAAAAUAAGUUUGAAAAUAUCGCUAUUUUAAUUUAGGACUCUAUUUGAGGGAGGAGCAGAGGAGUUUUGAGCCUCUCUACUUGUGUGCCUAUUAUUAUUGAAAGCUAAAGUUAGUUGAAUCUCACGCAUCAUUAAGUAGUCGAUUUGUUUAUUAUCACUCAAUUUUGCCUUAACGGUUGUUUUGCAACAAAUGAAGGCAUUCCUACCUUAGGAUGGAUGCUUUAAAACCGGGUACAUAAGAUUCAUGUUGCCGACACCUUUGGAAAUCAAUCAGAGCCUUUUGGUCAAUUUUUAAUGGGCGAUGUUACUGUUGGACGGCAUCAGCAUAAAUUUUGACAUCAAUCUUUGUGCACCUUUUAAUCUGGCUUUUUGCGAAAGGUUUCGUCGGUUCAUGAUCAGGGUUAGCUUUAACAUAGCCAGCUGCUGUUGUUUUAGCCAUGCUACGGGCAUGGUCACUUUACAUUGACCAGAAACCUUAUUAGUGAUCACCCAAUCCUUGCAAAUUCAUCGGGUAUUAGUUUGGUGUAGUAUAUGCUGCUGAUUCGUUGUUAGAUUUUUACACAAUCCUUAGGCAUUGAGUCGUUUUUACACCGUAGAUCAAACCUAUGUCUUAACUGAGGCUCCGUUUGUAUGAAGAAGGCCUGCUGCGGGUAGAUGGAACACCCUCCCAACCGACUCAACUUGAGCGGGUGUUUAUACUUAGACCGCGAUCCUUUCGAUCAGCGCCAGUGACCAAAAGAAUCCCCGCCGUUGGAAAAAAAAACGAAACGGAUUGAAUUGACAGAGGUAGGCUAUUUGGCGGGGUCUUUGAUAAUGUGUGGUUUAAAGAGUCAUCCUUGAAGGAGAGAGACCUACAAGAUAAAUUGUGAAUGUUGGAGGUUGUAAAUAAUGGUAAUUGAACUGAGCGAGAGUUAAAUUUGGUCUGAAAUUAUACGCACGAUUUUAAAAUGGGAGCGCGCAGCGCGAGUUCGAUUUGAAAUCACAAAACUAGUAUGAUUUCAGACCAAAAUUGCACUACACGAAGUUUAAUUAAUUAAUUACAGCAUUUUGAAAUCGCAGAAUUCAGUCAGUACCAAGUUAAAUUGAUCUAGUAGUCGUUUGAUGAAAAGUAGAAGCAUUAAAAGGCUUCUACACUCAUUUUGUAAUCGAAACAAAAAUGAUGCGAUGUAAGAGCAAAACUGUUGCGAUUUGAAACAAAAACUAUGCGAUUUAGAACAUGAAUGACACAAUUUAGAAGAGAUGUGAUUUGAAGCAAAAAUAGUGCAAUUCGUGAAUAAAUCACAGUGCUGAGAGCCAAUAAGAUUGCAGGGAUCACCAGUGAUUUCAGAAUGGAUGCAUGCUGAAAACCUACUCUUUCAAUGUAACUCAUUAACUAGAUGUUCCGAUGAUUGCGGGCAGAGCUCUUUAACCUUAAUAAACGUACAUUUAAAAAAAAAACAUGGCUUGCAUUUAUUCGACUGUGUGUGAAUGAAAUGUUUAAUGUGGAAUGUGUGUAAAUAUAUUUGUGUUUCUUUAGACUCCGCAUCACUUUACUUGCUUUCAACGGGUAUGAGACAGGUUUGUCAACUGGGAAAAAUUUAAUUCUCAUGUUUUACGUUAAGGAGCUAGGAGGGAACUGCCAACACUACAGAAAAAAAAUAACAAACACCGCAUCACCAGCAAAAAACAACAAACAAGAUGAAGAAACACCAACUUUGCAAUAUAAUUUUUCUCCUAUUAUUAAUCUAAUCCAUUAAUUUUCAUAAAGUUGGGAAAGGAGGAUCUCGGAGCUGGUGUUGAUUUUGUAG